Messenger RNA from Nicotiana attenuata, 1351 nucleotides. RefSeq lists its product as uncharacterized. The record is from RefSeq and is a predicted model, not a curated record. Bases 402 to 1106 code for a protein of 234 amino acids. The transcript is spliced from 10 exons. Lineage: Eukaryota; Viridiplantae; Streptophyta; Magnoliopsida; Solanales; Solanaceae.
GGAGAAAAGUAACGAAAGUCUUCAGAGAAGUUGACAGAGUAAACGACAAAAGUCUGCUGCGUUACUUAGGCAAGAAGAAGAGAUGAUUGAUUGAGAAAAUCCAUUGCCAGUUUAACAACUCCACCUAACCAAUCUCUAAAUAAACCUUGUAACGUCGUCGUUUCUCGCUUUCCCUCAACUUCCUCGUCUCGUCUCCGGUCACUGUUACGGUGGUAAACCGUUACGCGCAAUUGCCAACUGUGUUGUUGACCGUUCAACUCUGUUUGAACAAAAAAGAAAAACGUUGGAAUUUCAAGUGUUUGGUGGAAGAAAAUUCUUGAGGCCUAGUUUGUUUGUAGGAGCAGAAAUAGUUGAAGCUUUUGGAGGGUUUAAGCAAUUGGGGUUGGCAGAAAAACAAGAGGAUGAAUCCGAAUUGGGAACUCAGAGAUUGUUGUAACCGUGAUCAAAGGAUCUUUCUUAUUACCAUUGGUGUAUUCACCGUCGUCAUUCUUGUCUUAUGGAGGACAUUUCUCCUGACACCUUUCAAGCUCAUUACUGUAUUUCUUCACGAAGCAAGCCAUGCAAUCGCUUGUAAGCUCACAUGUGGUCAGGUGGAAGGAAUGCAAGUUCAUGCCAAUGAAGGGGGAGUGACACAAACACGUGGCGGUGUUUAUUGGUUGAUCUUGCCUGCUGGAUAUCUUGGUUCGUCUUUUUGGGGGAUGGUUCUCAUACUUGCAUCGACAAAUCUUCUCACUGCAAAGAUUGCCGCUGGUUGUUUCAUCGCUGCUCUUUUUAUCGUGCUCUUCAUCGCCAAAAAUUGGACACUGCGAGGACUUUGCAUCGGAUUUAUCAUUUUCAUUGCUGUAAUAUGGGUUCUGCAAGAACUAACAAAAGUUCGCAUUCUUCGCUACGUAAUUCUCUUCAUAGGUGUUAUGAACAGCUUGUUUUCAGUUUAUGAUAUAUAUGAUGACUUAAUAUCUAGAAGAGUGCACUCAAGUGAUGCUGAGAAGUUUGCUGAACUCUGUCCCUGUCCUUGUAAUGGUGUUGGUUGGGGAGUUAUCUGGGGAAUGAUAUCUUUUAUAUUUCUUUGUGGAGCGAUGUACCUUGGACUUGUCAUUCUCUCAUGAGGUUCAUUCAGAUGAAUUUGAGGGCCUUAAAAUCCUGAAGAUAGUUGCAGUUAUUGCUCACAUAUUCUUUUCCAUUCCUUUCAAUGCUGUUGUAUAGCUUUUAGACAUCAACCAUUAGAUUCAGACAUUUAUUUUUUGCCAUCACUAAACCAGUGGCCUUAUUCUUUCACACCCUUUCUUGGAUGUGGUUAACAUAGUCAUGAGUUUGAGGUAAUUGAAAAUUGAUUAUUUAGCAUUAUACUCAA